CGUGUUUAAAUUAGUCCCGGCACAACUGUCGUGCAAGCAACAUGCUAUACGCCACCGUUAACCACCGGGCAAUGGUCACAUCGAAAUGCUAACAAUCAACAAAUAUUUACCAAAAAAUCAGUGAUCAAAAGUGACAGUCAGUGAUAAUGAGUGAAACCUGGUGAAAAUUCUAAGCGUUCAAAAUUAUUGGUUUUCCCCCAGUGAUACCUAAAACAGAAACCUGAAAGAUGAAGAUCCUAGGACUGUUGUUGACCCUCUUCCUCAUGGUGGAGGCUGAUCUCCUGGACCUGUACGUCCAGCACAUGGACGAGACGAUGGGUACGAAUAAUAUUAAGAAACAUCCAAAGGAUACGGUAUCAAAGACUCGCAGCAAGCGGUACCUCAAGGGUGCAAUGCGAUACGGACAUUUUCGAAAGCAACGACUGGACGUCGAGGAUGACUGGUGGAUUGAUAAGAGAGUCCUCAAGAAGCCUCUGCCAAAGCUUCCAAUUUCAAAGCCAGAUGGUCUCGACUUUCCCAAUCUCAAGGAGACGAAUCGGAAUGAUGAUCACGAGAUCGUGAGGAAGAAGCAGCUGUUUCAGGCGUCUGAAGGAUUUGAUAUUGAUCGAAUAGCUGGUGAUACUGAGUCCAUUGAUGAAGUGUCGAUUGCCCCCGGAGACGAGGUGAUGCAGGUUCUGAAGAGGAAUCACACCAGGAUCCCGAAGAAAUACCACCUUCAGAAGGAAGCAGGGGCUCUGAAGGAUUUCAGAUCUCCAAAGCAAAAGCGAAGCGCAAGCAAACUCAAUUUCACGAGGCAUGAGGUCCUUGAUGAGGUCGGCGAUGUCAUCCUCGAGUGGGAUCCCUCCGACGAGGUCAUUAUCACGUUCAAGGUCACCGCAAGGACCUUAGGAUACGUUGGUAUCGGAUUCAACGAUAAGAAUCACAUGAAGGGAGCGGAUUUGCUCCUCGCCUGGAUUGACGAUCACGAUAACUCCGUGAAUGUUCUGGAUUCGCACGGACUGGAAGACGACAAUGCAGCACCGGUUGCCGACGAGUCCCAGGAUAUUGAUAUUCUCGGUGGUUCUCAAAACGACACCCACACGAUUAUAACAUUCUCGCGACGUUGGCAGACCUGUGAUCCCGAGGAUCGUCACUUAAACGAAGACAACGUGCGGGUGCUCUGGGCCUUACAAGAUACCGACCCAGAACUAAAUACCCCUCUCUGGCAUGGCGAAAGGAGGGGAGCAAGGCCCCUAAGACUCGGUGGAGCAGUCCCAAAGCCCCCACCACCCCAUAACCCCGACAUCAGACACUGGGACGUCAAAUUAAAUCAGUUCGCUGUCGAUGAUAAGCAGGACACAAUUUACUGGUGCAAAAUAUUCAAGGCCCCACCAUUCAACAAGAAGCAUCACAUGAUCGGGUACGAGCCGCUGGUGGAGAAGGGCAAUGAGGGAUUGGUGCAUCAUAUGAUCCUCUACGAAUGUGCCUCCACGUCUUCGGAGCUAGGAAAAUACUCGAGAAUUGUUGGAAGCUACUGCUAUGAUCCAACGAUGCCGAAGGAGUGGGAAACGUGCAUUCGCCCGAUCGUCGCAUGGGCCCGAGGAAGUAAAGGGGAGUGGUUUGCAGAGCACGUGGGGAUUCCUGUAGCUGAGCACAAGGAGGGGUCCUACAUGCUGGAGGUCCACUACAACAAUCCGACCCUCAAAAAGGCAAUCGACAGCAGUGGAAUUCGACUCCACCUGACACCCGUCCUGAGGCCCAACGAAGCCGGCAUUUUCGUCGCUGGUGUAGCCGUCAGUCCUCUACACCUCAUACCCCCGCGACAAAGGGAGUACGCCACUGCGGGGUACUGCAGUCCGGAUUGCACCGAAAAGCUUCUCCCUGAGGACGGUGUCAACGUGAUAUCAGUGGUCCUUCACUCUCACCUGGCGGGUCGCCGACUGAGUUUGAAACACAUUCGUAACGGCCAGGAGCUCCCACACAUCGCCCACGAGAAUCACUUUGACUUUGAUUAUCAGCAGUCGCACAGUCUCGCAGAGGAAGUGAAAAUCCUCCCAGGCGAUGAGCUCGUAACCGAGUGCGUCUACGACACUCACGACCGGCCGAAUCCAACGCUCGGUGGUUACGCCGCAUCACAAGAAAUGUGUCUAUCCUUCGUUGUUUAUUAUCCGAGGACAGAACUUGCUGGAUGCUAUUCAAUGACACCAGCUACUGAUCUCUUCAAAACCCUUGGGGUCUCAAAUUUCAAAGGGGUCAGUCUCGAUAACCUGGAGAAGCUCUUCCUGACCACAGGGGUGGAGGCUGUAACUCUUCCUACGAUAGUGCAACAGCAACUUCCGGUGUAUCCAGCAACGAGACCCAGCGAGGAGAUCGACGAGACGGUCAUAAAAGAAACUGAGACCGCGAUAAAAGCUAUAAAAGAAUUCACGGAACAGGUUACGGAUGACAAUGUCUUCGCGAGGCUUGUUAUCGAGGAGCCGAAGGAAUUUAAGGGGCGAACUCUGGCAGAACAUAUGUCGGCGUUAGCCUGGACUGACGAGUUGCUUACGAGACCCAUCGAGAAUACACUCUACCAUGGGAGGCACAUGACUUUCUGCAGAAAGAGGGACGACAAAUUGGCGAUUCCUUCGGACAUCCAGAGCUUUCCAAACUUCACGAGAUUACCCGAGAAGAAUCAGACAGUCUGUCGUGAAAGAAGAACGAUGUCCUCUGGAGCGAUCUCAGUCACCCUCACAGCUGCUCUUUACAUUAUCGCUUUGAGCAUUUCCCUCUGCUGAUGGAAAUAAAUCCCCGAAGCUUCUCCAAAGCUGUACAUUCGGAAUCUACUGCAAAAAAAAAGAAGUUGUAUUAAUUGGCUCAAAUUAUUUAUUUAUCAACAACUGUUUUCAAAUAUUUUUCUACUCCGUUUUUCACACGUUAUCCAUCGAUCGACCGUUGGACAUUGAUCGUCACGUAGUGAGAAUAAUUAUUCCUUGUCUAGUUAUUAUUUUAAUGUAACGUUACGCAGUUUUUUUUGAAAUUUUGAGAACACGUGUGGUGCCGAAAUUUCUAUGAGAUAAUAUAACGGAGAAAUUGAACGAUGUACAUAAUAUUUAUAAGAUGUAUUUUGUAAUUUUUUAUGGAUUGAGAACUGAGAGCUUUUGCGGAGCAUAUUUUUAAUUUGUGUAUAAAGAAAUCAUUCAGGAA
Messenger RNA from Fopius arisanus, 3165 nucleotides. Its product is annotated as MOXD1 homolog 1. NCBI's taxonomy places the organism in Eukaryota, Metazoa, Arthropoda, Insecta, Hymenoptera, Braconidae. The record is from RefSeq and is a predicted model, not a curated record. Gene Ontology annotation, molecular function: copper ion binding; dopamine beta-monooxygenase activity. The transcript has 9 exons. Gene Ontology annotation, biological process: octopamine biosynthetic process; dopamine catabolic process; norepinephrine biosynthetic process. Gene Ontology annotation, cellular component: secretory granule membrane. The coding region runs from base 228 to 2756 and encodes 842 amino acids.